Messenger RNA from Lonchura striata (white-rumped munia), 3392 nucleotides. Lineage: Eukaryota; Metazoa; Chordata; Aves; Passeriformes; Estrildidae. The record is from RefSeq and is a predicted model, not a curated record.
CGAGGGACGGCGGCGGGGACCGGCGGAGGGCGGCGGGCUGGCGCUGCCGCUGCGGCUCUCACCGCCCCGCUCUCUCCUGUCCCGCAGCCCCGGCGGCCGGCUCCGCGCGGCAGCCGCAAAUGAAGUGCGAGAACUGCAGCAAGAAGGAAUGCAGUAAAAAACAGAAAAAUGACGAUACGCAAAGUACGUCUGUUGAUGCAUUGAGUUCAAAUAAUGGCUCUGAAGAGAAAAAUGAGUUUGAUACACUGGCUAAUGCUAAAAUACUCCUUAGCGACUGCUUAGCUUGUGACAGUUGCAUGACAUUGGAAGAAGGAGCCAGAGUUUUCCAGCAGAAUCAGAAGGAGUUCUUUCGUAUUCUCAACCUUAAUAAGAAAUGUGAUACCUCAAAACACAAAAUAUUGGCAGUGUCUCUAUGCCCUCAGUCAUUGCCUUAUUUUGCUGCUAAAUUCAAUUUCUCUGUGAAUGAAGCAGCCAAGAGACUCUGUGGUUUCCUCAAAAGUCUUGGGGUGCAUUAUGUUUUUGACACCACUAUAGCUGCAGAUUUCAGUAUCCUGGAGAGCCAGAGGGAAUUUGUGCAGCGGUACCAGCGGAGGAACCAGGAGGAACAUGCCUUACCAAUGUUUGCCUCUGCUUGCCCUGGUUGGAUCCGAUAUGCUGAAAGGGUUCUCACCAACCUGGUGACCUCCCACAUUUGCACUGCAAAGUCUCCACAGCAGAUCAUGGGCUCCCUAGUGAAGGGAUACUUUGCCAGGCAGCAGAAUUUGUCUCCUGAUAAAAUUUUCCAUGUAGUCAUUGCACCUUGUUAUGACAAAAAGCUGGAAGCCUUGAGGGAAGAUUUCUACACUGCCUUGUAUAAUUCAGCAGAAGUUGAUUGUGUCCUGACAUCAGGUGAAAUUGUCCAAAUAAUGGAACAGAAAAAUGUGUCGAUGAAAGAUGUGGCUGAAGUAGCUGUAGAUAGUUUGUUUGAUGGCUUAAAGGAGGGAGAUGUAGUAAGGCAUGACGGGAAGAGAUCUGAUGGUUACCUGGAGCACAUUUUUAAACACGCUGCAAAGGAGCUUUUUGGUGUGGAUGUCAAGGAGAUAACCUACAAAGCACUAAAGAACAAGGACUUUCAAGAAGUUACCCUUGAAAAGGAUGGGGAGACAGUGCUGCGUUUUGCAGCAGCUUAUGGCUUCAGAAAUAUCCAAAACAUGGUCCUGAAGUUGAAAAAAGGGAAGUUUUCCUACCAUUUUGUAGAAGUCCUUGCCUGCCCAGGAGGGUGCCUCAAUGGAAAGGGCCAGGCCCAGACUGAGGAUGGCAAACCAGACAAAGCCCUGCUUGCCCAGAUGGAAGAGGUGUACACUGCAAUUCCUGUCAGGCUGCCAGAAGCCAACCUGCACGUGCAGAGGAUGUACCAGGACUGGCUGGAGGGCAUGGACUCCAGGAAGGUCCAGGACACUUUGCACACCACGUACAGUGCAGUGAAUCAAAGCACCAGCAGCUUGGACAUCAAAUGGUAACUGCAGAGCUGGGCUGCCCUCUGUGCACCCAGCGAGGCUCUGCCCAGCUGGAGAUGGUUUUGGGAAGAACCAUUGCUUAGUAAAACCAGACAAGUCUCCAAAAGCCCUGGUUCCUGCCGCUGUCAUUUCACUUCUACUAUUUGUCAUUUCCCUCAUACAACGGAGUUCUUCAUUCUAAAGCCUGAUCUUGCAAGGUACAUAAGUCCUUUCUGCCAGGGACAGGGAGUGUAAUUCCUCAUCAAGUUACUCCCUGAAGUGAAGGGUUCACUGCACAAAAUGGGCUCCUCCAGGAGGGUGAGAUGAUUUUACUUCUAGGUCUGCAGUCCUAUCAUCACAGGAAAACAGUCAACAGGAAUUUCAGUAUUGAUGCAGUUGGUGUGAAGUAACUUGGGAUUUAAUUACCUUGGCCCUUUUAGAGGACAAGUGAAUAUGUGGAGAGAUGUAAUGAAUUUCUACAAACCUUGUAUCCAUAAUUCAACAAAAAAUACUCAGUUCUAAACUAGCCACUAUUUCUUACUGAUGUUGUGUCACAGAAUGCUUCACAGAAACUGAAUCUGGGAAGUUAAUGCUAAAUGGUUCAUUUAAAAUAGUUCCAAAUAGAUUGGUUGGUACAAAAAGAGAACUGUCUUCCCAUGUGAGUUUUCUGACAAGCUUGCAGCCAGGAGUAGUGGUGCUGCUUGCUUUGGCUUCGCUCUGAGAGUGGAACAUGCCCAGAUUUUUCUUUCAUUUAUCUCCAUGUUGAAAGACUUCUGCAAAAAAUAACUUCCUGGGGUGCCUCUGAGAAAAAAUACUGAGCAAUGCUUGUGAGCUCAUCAGAGUUACAAUAUGCUGGCAUCGUGAUUUUUGAUGCAGUUAUUUUUAUAAAUAUGCCAUAGAAGUUCCUUAACAGACAUUGUAAAGUGGUACUGCUGUGCAGCUUGUCUGCAGCUUCCCCAGUUGUCACAGAGUUACUCAAGAAUGUGAUGGACAAAAGAAAUUAAGACUCCUGCCAGAAUUCUUCAGAUUUUCCUGAUAGCAUCAGAUCUGUUCACAGUUAAUGGCUGUUUGAAGCUAGCAAAGUUCUAGCUUUCCUUAUGCAGCCUGAGUGUGGAUGGGCUUUUUUAAUAAUUUCAUGCAGUUUCAAUCAAUCUUCUUGCAAAUUUCUUCAAUAUUACAACUGCUUGUAUGAGUAAGAAAUCCUGCAAAAACCUGUCAGUGUUUAAAAUGCACAUUUAACCUGGACACAGUGGAAUGGGAUGAAGCAUCAAGGGAGGCAGGGCAAGACCUGGCACUGGCUAGGUCAGGGAGGCUGAAAAGGAGAGAGACAGUGAGGUGUCACCCUGCUGACAAGAAACAGCUCUCUUAAUGUGAAGCUGUUAAAAAACUGCAGCUUUCCAGUGGACCUCCACCUAAAUAACAAACCAUUGCACUUGGAGGUUUUCUUUCAAGUGCAAAUGAAUUUACUUACUGCACUACCUAAAUGCCCACAAUGAGAUUAUGCCCAUGAAUUAUAUAAAUUAGCCUUUGCAAGUUGUUCCUUGUGAUAAGAAUCAUACUUAACGUGAUAAGAAUCAUACUUAACGUGGUGCAAUAUCAGAACAUCGACAGAAAUCUACCUCUGUACAGGAAGGGAGUCCAGGAGUCGUGGGAAGAGCUGUGUGCAGCUGGAUCUGUAAUAGAUGUGUGCUGGAGAAAGGUGGGGGUGUUGUGUGGCAUUUCAAAACAGAUCACUUUCAGAAGCAACAUCCACCUCCUUCGGUCUGAUUUGCUUUAUCUGCCGUGAUUUCCUCCAAAAGCUCCACCAGAAUUGUAAUGUAAUAAAGUGGUCCUGUUCUGUUUGUAUAGGCCUGUUUCUCUGUAUAUAUGGUUUCUAGCUGGAUGCAUGUUUAAAUUAUAUCUCUGCUGCUCCUGGUA